Messenger RNA from Dendronephthya gigantea, 1370 nucleotides. RefSeq names its product N-acylglucosamine 2-epimerase-like. The transcript has 7 exons. Gene Ontology annotation, molecular function: N-acylglucosamine 2-epimerase activity. The record is from RefSeq and is a predicted model, not a curated record. Gene Ontology annotation, biological process: N-acetylglucosamine metabolic process; carbohydrate metabolic process; N-acetylmannosamine metabolic process. Bases 20 to 1252 code for a protein of 410 amino acids. Lineage: Eukaryota; Metazoa; Cnidaria; Anthozoa; Malacalcyonacea; Nephtheidae.
GAAGGUUUCAAAACUUUCAAUGGCUGGUAAUGGCAUUUCUAACGCUGGUAAUCUUACUUGCAAAUUAAAGGUGCUCAAAGAAAAAAUUGAGAAUGAGUUGGAUGGUGUAAUGAAGUUUUGGUUGGAAAAUUCUCAUGAUGCUUCUCAUGGGGGAUUUCACAAUUGUUUGGAUAAAAAUGGACAGGUUUAUGAUACAACAAAAUACGGAUGGUUACAAGGUCGACAGGUUUGGAUGUAUUGCAAGUUGUACAAUACAACACAAAAAUAUCACACGGAAGAGAUUCUGGCUGCAGCAAGAAAAGGUGGGGAUUUUCUUCAAUCCUACUUCAAAAGGCCUGAGGACAACAAGUGUUAUUUUGCAACUACUUGUGAUGGAAAACCAAUAAAAAUGCAGCGAACGAUCUUCUGUGAGUGUUUCUACAUCAUGGCAAUGACUGGACUCUACCAGGCAACCAAUGAAAGUAAAUACAAGGAUGAAGCCAUCUCUGUCCUGUCUUCUGUUCUUCAUUGGAUUCAUGUGGAUGACAGCAGCCUUGGAAGACCUAAGUUGACUGGGUCACCUCCAGUGAAUAAAAUGAGCAUUCCUAUGAUGGUCAUCUGUGUUUUAAAUGAGGUCUGUGAUGACAAGGAAAUGGCAUCACAGUAUGAAGGGGAACUGCAAUGGGCGGUUAAUGAAAUCUUAAAACAUGUCCAGAGAAACGGGACUGUUAUCUUAGAAAAUGUUGAUGUGGACGGUCACGAGAUUCCAGGAUGCGAAGGGCGUCUCAUCAACCCAGGCCAUGCCAUAGAGGCGGGCUGGUUUCUUUUGAACCACGCCCAAGCUUGUGGCGAUGAUGACCUAAAACGCACUGCGAUAGAAAAAUUCAUAGAAUUACCCUUCGCGAUAGGUUGGGAUUUUGAGAAUUCAGGAUUGUAUUACUUUUUGGACGCUGAUGGUUUUUCACCAACGCAACUGGAGUGGAAUAUGAAAUUGUGGUGGCCGCAUUGCGAAGCUCUGAUCGCGUUUCUCAUGGCUUACAAAGAGACAAAAUGUUUGAAACAUUUUGAAAGUUUCUGCAAAGUAAUUCAGUACACCUGGACUCAUUUUAAAGACGAUGAAAGUCAAGAAUGGUUUGGUUAUCUGAAUGAAAAAGGAGAAAUUACACACAGGUUUAAAGGAGGUCCAUUUAAAGGUUGUUUCCACGUGCCACGUGCAUUGUUCAUGUGCAGCAAGAUGAUAGAUGAAAUCAUAACAUUAAACUGUCAAGUUUAGCUGUGUAUUAGACUAUUAGCUAAGGUUUUAAUAAUGCAUUAUGACUUGAGUGACAUCUAUGUUUUUGUACAAUGUACAUAACUAGAAAUCAGUACAAAUCUUCAUCCCAAAUAAAGUU